AUGGCGAAGAUGGCGAGCGUCCUCGACGAGUACUGCCUCUCGGCCAUCGGCAAAUCGGUGGCCCAGGCCUACCUGCGCAAGCUGCGCGACGACGACAUGGAGCGCGUGCGCCACUGGUGGCUGCGCAAGCUCAACGGCCGCGAGUGCGUGCCGCCCGCGUCCGCGGCGCCCGCGCAGCGCGGGUGCCCCGAGCUCCUCGAGGGCCUCCGCGCGGCGCCCGUCUGGUGGCGCGGCGCGGCCGAGGGCGACGCGGCGCCGCCGGAGGAGCUCGCGUGGCUCCGCGACGUCGAGGCGCGCGUGCCCGAGAUGCGCGCGGAGCUCCUCGCGCUCCGGGGGCAGCGAGGGUUCCAGCCGUACCGGUCGCCGAAGGCCGGCGGCGACCGCGGCGACGACCUCGGCAAGAAGAGCACGGACGCGGGCGACUGGAACGUCUACUACCUGGAGCUCCACAACAUGGACUUCGCGGAGAACCGCGCGCGCUGCCCCGUCACGUGCGACGUGCCCCGGCGCUACGGCCACGCGUUCUUCAGUGCCAACGCGCCGAAGACGCACAUCACGGCCCACAACGGCCCCACGGCCAAGAAGCUGCGCUGCCACCUGCCGCUGGUCUGCCCCGCGGACCCGCCGGGCGCCUGCCGGCUCCGCGUCGCGGACGAAUUCGUGUCUUUAGCCGAGGGCCGCGCCGUCGUCUUCGACGACUCCUUCAACCACGAGGCCUGGAACGACCACGCGAGCGCCGGCCGCAUCGUGCUCAUCUUCGACGUCUGGCACCCGGACCUGUCGCCCAAGGAGGUGAAGCUCCUGUCCUUCCUCCAGACCGCGGCGAUGAAGCGCGACAAGCGCAUCUGCGACGCGCAGGGCGUCGACGCGGACAACUUCUACGCCGUCAUCGACAAGGCCCGGGCCGCGACGCCGGACGCGGCGAGCAUCUGGGCGUGA
Molecule: messenger RNA, 939 nt
Organism: Aureococcus anophagefferens
Lineage: Eukaryota; Pelagophyceae; Pelagomonadales; Pelagomonadaceae
Exons: 2
Coding region: 1-939 (312 amino acids)
Source: RefSeq, a predicted model, not a curated record